AUGGGAGACGCUGGUGGCGCCUUACCCGAAGACGCUGAAACAACCCUGAAUGAACCACCCUACGAGAUAAUCGAUCUGCAGGAGUUCUUCCCCACCAACACGUUUCCCAUUAAAUCGGAGACUUUGAAUCCAAACCACUCAUCAAAUUCUCCAAAUUCUUUAAGCGAAACACAUGAAACGAUGGAUGUGACAUCUAUGGGGAUAGAAGACCAGCUUUAUAAUAGUUACUUGAGUGGUGCAAUGUCUUUUGAUGAGCUUAUGAAAGAGCUUCACACAAAGACCAAUUUGGAUGAAGUAGGUAGCAAUUUCAAGAUUCCCACUCGACGUCGUGUGCGUCCUUCGCCUAGAGCUCGAACUGCGAAAUCCAGAAGGGAAUUUGAUGAUCUACUUUUCGAGCCAGAAAGCGAUUUUGAUGAUGAAGGGUUUAGAAGAAAACGAAGGGGUAAACAUUCAGCCCCUCGGAAGAAAUGGGACCUUAAGCUGGAAUUAGCCAAUUAUUUGGGGGAGGCAGAAAGGCAUUUAAACAACGGGGAUUUCGACAAGACUGAGGAAAUAUGCCGCAACAUCAUUAACGCCGCUCCACAAGCCUCUGCUCCCUACCUUGUUCUGGCCGACAUGUUUUACAGGCAGGACCGCAAAAAGGAUUCCCAAGAGGCAAGUUUGAUGGCACUUCACAUGCUACAGGCAGCAGAACGAAAUCCUCGCGAUUCUACGUUGUGGAUGAAUUUGGUUGAUUUUGCGGAGGAUGAGGGCGACCUGAAGCAGGCCAUUGUCUAUGCUCGAAACGCGAUGCGCUCUGCACGGAAUGAUACAGAGAUUCGUCACCGGCUCGUGAAUCUUCUGAUGACGACAGGUCAGGAGAAGGAGGCCCUUCGGGUGCGACUCACUGCACUCGUUUUUGGUAAAAAUAAUGAUCCUCGUAAGACCUACAAUCAGAUCGUCAAAAUCGCUGAAGAGUUUGCCGCUCUUGGUGACCCAAGUGGAUGUAUUCGGACCUAUGAAUUGGCUUUCGAGAAGCUUCCAGAGAUAUGUCCUACCAAAGAUCAGCUCCGUGUUCUUGACCUCUUUCAAGAAGGUGAUCGACCUGAAGAGGCUCUUAAGUUCUUCCUCAUGUACUGGGGCGUCUCCCUCAUAUGCGAGAAUGGACAGGUUGCCUCACCAUAUCGCGUGCCUUCCAACACUGCUGUUAUGGGGUCAAUUCGGAGAUGUGAAUUUGCAGAGGACAUGAACGUGGUUGUACUGAUCCGUUUCUUUAUCCUCAUGUUAAAGUACAACUUGGGACCCAUCAUAAAGGAUCACUUGAAUUCCCUCAUUACCUCCUCCUCCACUAAGGAGUUUCGUCGAAACCAUAAUCUCUUUUUCGAUCUGGCUAAGUCCUGCAAGUCGGCUGGUCUCAUUUCUGAAGGACUGGCCAUCGCGGGACGUCUAACUACUACGCCCAAAACUAAGCCUAAUCCCAAAGUACUGUGCCUUCUCGGUGACCUGCAAGUGGAAUCAAACCUGCACGAAGAAGCCCUCUCAACCUACCGUCACAUCAUCAAUCGGCUCGACCCACGCUGUGCUGAGGCACGUUUAGCACUGGGGAAUCUUCUUCGUCGUCUAGGUGACGAAAAGGCUGCUCUAGAAGUUCUUGAACCUUCUCUACUCCGUAUCAGUCAACCAGCUAAUCAAGAAACUUCAGUGGAAGGGGAAAUUGAGGCAGGCAAUUCUACUGAGGAUGAGGACGAUGAUGAUGACGAUGAGGGUGAUGAUAGUGAAACAUCCAACACUGAUCGCUUCUCUGACUUGGAGGAAGAUGAGGAUGAUGAGAGUGGAGGGAACAAUUCUGACGUAGCGGAGGCCGAGGCGGUGACAUCGGCAGUGGUGAGUGGUGGGUUUGUGACCACGCCAAUGCUCUGCAAUGAUCCCACCGCCAUGCGACUGGCUUUUGAGCGCUGCAAACUCCUCGAUUCGCCUACCACUGUUAAUCAGUUUCUGGAGGAGGCAUGUCGACUCCUCUUCGCCGAUGUAAUGCAGGUUUACUCCUGUGAACGACCUGGACGUGAGUCCUCGAUCCACCUUGGAAAUACUUUCUACUUAUAUGUUUUAUGUAAACGCAACUUUAUAAUUCCUCUUUCAGCCGCCGUGAUGUUUCAGUACUACCUAUCAAAACACCCUUCUGUGCAAGCGUUAGCUCAUCUAGACGAGCAGACGGAUCCAGCUUUACGCGUCUCAUCUGAGGAUCUGUGGGCGACUUGCUGUUGUCGAGUGAUUGAGAUUUUGAUUAAACGAGUUGAUUACAUCACUUUGGAUCGGUUUCUCUCCUGGGCCUCUGUGCUGCCUUGGAUUGUGGAAACGUCUUAUCGACGACGCAUGAUCACUCACCUCUACAUCAGCAAUGCGCUUCAAGUUGGGCAUGGCGAGACUGCUAUGGAGGCAAUGAGACAAAUUGAAAAGGAGUUUUCCCAUCUGAAUCAGUACUGGAACCUCCUCAACAUUGCUUCAACCACGUCUCGAGAGCUUCGACUUACGCGGUUCCUUCUUCGGCGAAUAGCGAAGGAUAGGGACAAUCUCGGUGCCUCGCUUAUGAGUUGUGGCGAUUGCAUGGCAAGGGGUUCAAGUCGCUACUCCAUAGCCCUCAUGGCUGAUAUCCGUUCGAGAUUUCCUAACAACCCUCUCGUCUCUCUCCUGCUCGCCAUCUGCUUUCUCAACAUCUCUGUUCACAAGCACCUCUUCUCUCGUCACAAAACGGUCCUUCAGGUGCGUAUUUCGAUUGCAAACUGGAAGGUGUUACACUGUGCACUUUCAGUCCCUUCCUUGUGCCUCGGAUUCCUGAGCGAAUAUCGCCAAUUGCGUGGGGAAUGUCAAGAGACCUACUAUAAUAUUGCUCGAGCUUGCCAUCAAUGUAUACUUGUCCUUCGAAGAGAUUUUUGCACCCUUGUAGUGUUGGGACACAUGGCUAUCCCUUGCUACGAAAAGGUUCUUGAAAUGGAACCGGUUGGUUCUACAGAGGAAGAAAAGCGGCUUCUCGAUUUGAAGAUGGAAGCAGCGUACAAUCUGCAGUUGCUCUACCAGCAAAACAAGAAUCCAACAAUGGCGAGGUACAUUAUGCAGAAGUACCUUGUGAUUGAGUGA
Messenger RNA from Hydatigera taeniaeformis, 3114 nucleotides. Lineage: Eukaryota; Metazoa; Platyhelminthes; Cestoda; Cyclophyllidea; Taeniidae. The record is from the annotation of a GenBank genome assembly.